This is a messenger RNA of Penicillium manginii, 672 nucleotides long. Its product is annotated as class I SAM-dependent methyltransferase. The coding region runs from base 1 to 672 and encodes 223 amino acids. Lineage: Eukaryota; Fungi; Ascomycota; Eurotiomycetes; Eurotiales; Aspergillaceae. The transcript has a single exon. The record is from RefSeq and is a predicted model, not a curated record.
AUGGCAGAAACGAUGUUUGACGAAAUCGCCAAACGCUACGAAGCGGCCUUCUCCGAAGACCCCAGCCUCCAUCAGAUCAUAGACCGCGUGCUCCCACUCCUCCCCCGUAGCUCCUCCGUUCUCGAUGUGGGUUGCGGCACCGGAAGGCCUGUCUCCUACCGCAUCGCCUCCGCUGGCCACCGCGUCAUAGGCAUCGAUAUCUCGAAGGAGAUGCUAAAGAUCGCCAAACGCCAGGUCAUCGGGCAGGCCGAGUUUGUUACCGCCGAUAUGAACCAGUACAGCCCUGCGGCAGGGAUGUAUUUCGAUGCCAUCUUUGCCGUGUUUUCGCUAUUCAACAUCUCCCACGCGCAGACGGUGGAGAUGCUGUGCAAGUUUCGGGAAUGGUUAGCGCCCGGGGGGCGGCUGGUUAUCGCGACUAUUCCCGCCGAUUGUUUGUUUGAUGAUGGGGCGUUGUAUGAUGUGGAAGGGUUGUGGGUGGAUCAGAAACCGAUGUAUUUCAUGGGUCAUGAUUUUGUGGGCAGUGCGGCUAAGUUAGCUGGGUGGUACAAUGUGCUACAUGCGCAUGGGUUUGAGAUUGAAUCCGAGCUCCGGUAUCAGUUUGCAUCCACUGAUCAGGAGGCGCACAAGGCGGAUCCAGAUCAUCAGUAUUUCGUGGCCACGGUGGCCAGAUAG